AUGGCUGAAGAGUUCUGUCCUGCGCUGCUGGUUUCCAUCUUUAAAUUCCACCCUGCUGCUGUGCUUGUGACCAGCUCCUCUCUGAGAAUGGGGCUCCGGGCGGCCAGUUCUGUGGAGAUGGAAGCAGUUCUGUCAAAGCCUCGGUUCCAUUUGGACCUCUGGCUCGGCUUCACCGUCCACAACUGGAUCCUGGAUGUGGGCCGGCCUGUUGUCAUGCUCGUCCUUCCAGCAGACUGGUUUCCUCUGAACCGUCCUGGUGCUGCAGAAUACCUCCACAUACUGUACAACAUCACCACACCGCUCAUCCUGCUCAAAAUGCUUGAACGCAGCCCCAGGACGUUGCCCCGGCCUGCUGUCCAUGUCGGCAUCAUUGCCGUCGUCAUGGGAACCAGCCUCCACCUGGCAGCCGACUCCAUCACCCGACGGCUCUUGGUGAUUGGCUACCAGCUGCACCUGUCAAUCAGAGAGAAUCCAGUCAUGAGGAACCUCAAACCGUCGUCUCUGAUCGAUGCCUUUGAGCUCCUGUUUUACUUUGAUGACACCCUUGGUCAUCUGAUGUGGUUUGUUCCCCUCUUCCUCGUCCUCUUCCUCUUCUUCAGUGGUUGUUUCAGUCACAGGAGACAGGAGGAGAAGAUGCCGCCGGCAGGGUGGAUGCUACUGGUCCCCAGUGCCGCCUACUACUGGUGA
This is a messenger RNA of Epinephelus moara (kelp grouper), 687 nucleotides long. Its product is annotated as ceroid-lipofuscinosis neuronal protein 6 homolog. The record is from RefSeq and is a predicted model, not a curated record. Lineage: Eukaryota; Metazoa; Chordata; Actinopteri; Perciformes; Serranidae. Bases 1 to 687 code for a protein of 228 amino acids. The transcript is spliced from 6 exons.